GCACCGAUCACUUCAACUUCAAGUCGAGCGGUCCGAGCGACCUUCCGGAGCCCCCCGGCCGAGCCGCAGAGCCGAGCCCAGUGUCAGCCCGCUAGCCCAGACCUACUUACGCAGGCAUUCCGACAACAUCUCACGGGGCCGUCGCACCAGGACACCUCGCAGCAAUGGCAGAGAAGGCAGAUAUUGCAUUGAUUGGUCUGGCCGUCAUGGGCCAGAACCUAAUCCUCAACAUGAACGAUCAUGGAUUUGUUGUUUGUGCUUACAACCGCACAACAGAAAAAGUAGAUCAGUUUUUAGCCAAUGAAGCAAAAGGAACAAAAGUUAUUGGAGCCCACAGUUUGGAAGAAAUGGUAGCUAAACUGAAGAAACCACGACGUGUUAUGAUGCUUGUGAAAGCUGGAAGUGCUGUGGAUGACUUUAUUGCCAAACUGGAGCCUCUUCUUGAGGCAGGUGACAUAAUCAUUGACGGAGGAAACUCUGAAUAUCAAGAUACCCAGAGGCGAACAAAGGAUCUUAAGACUCGUGGUUUAUUAUUUGUGGGCUCUGGUGUGUCUGGUGGAGAAGAUGGGGCCCGUUAUGGACCCUCUCUCAUGCCUGGUGGUAAUCCAGAGGCUUGGCCCUACAUCAAAGAUAUUUUCCAGUCCAUUGCUGCAAAGGUGGGAAAUGAACCCUGUUGUGAUUGGGUGGGUGAGGAUGGAGCUGGCCACUUUGUCAAGAUGGUGCACAAUGGUAUUGAAUAUGGUGACAUGCAGCUCAUCUGUGAGGCAUAUCACCUUAUGAAAAGUGCCCUAGGUCUCAGCCCUGAUGAAAUGAGCCGCGUUUUUGAAGAGUGGAACAAAGGAGAGCUUGACUCAUUUCUUAUUGAAAUCACUAAGGAUAUUUUGAAGUUCAAGGACUCAGAUGGCCUUCCUUUAGUGGAAAAAAUCCGUGAUUCUGCUGGUCAGAAAGGCACUGGAAAAUGGACUGCCAUUUCCGCUCUUGACUAUGGUCAACCUGUUACUCUAAUUGGUGAGUCUGUGUUUGCUCGCUGCUUGUCAUCACUCAGUGAUGAGCGAUCUCAAGCAAGUAAGGUUCUUAAGGGCCCCCAAAAUACCCAGUACUCUGGAGAUAAGAAAGAAUUUUUGGAACACAUCAGACAGGCUCUGUACGCCUCUAAAAUUGUCUCAUACGCUCAAGGCUUUAUGCUUUUGCGUGAAGCUGCUAAAGUUCAUGGAUGGAACCUUAACUAUGGAGGUAUUGCACUAAUGUGGCGUGGAGGUUGCAUCAUUCGAAGUGUAUUCCUGGGUAACAUCAAGGCAGCAUUUGAAAAGAAUCCAAGCCUUGUCAAUCUGCUUCUUGAUCCAUUCUUCACAGCAGCAGUGCACAAAUGCCAAUCAUCAUGGCGUACGGUUGUAGCUACAGCUGCUCAGCUUGGAAUCCCUGUGCCUUGCUUCAGCACAGCCCUUGCAUUUUAUGAUGGAUAUCGCGCUGAGCGGCUACCUGCCAAUCUCAUCCAGGCCCAGCGUGACUACUUUGGAGCUCACACUUAUGAACUGUUGACACGUCCUGGUCAAUUCAUUCAUACUAACUGGACUGGUCAUGGUGGUAAUGUCUCUGCAAGUACAUACCAGGCUUAAGCUCAGGCCAACAACUUCUUGGACAUGAAAUACAUUCCCCUUAAGAGCAUUAUCUGAAGUAUUGAAAAAUAUACUGUGUUUGAGGGAGUUGGAAGUUAACUUAAAUACAACUUCGACUACUGUUUCACCUGUUAUGUAGUACAACAUACGGCUGUCUGAAGCUAAGAACAAGAAAUAGCAGUAUUGAUCCCUUGAUAUGGUAUGGUAGCCAUCACUACUGCCAUUCUUUUAACUUAUUUUUUCAAUGAAAUGGACCCUUUCACAGGGUUUCUUUGGUUGUGAUCAAAAACCUUAUCAUUCCUGUCAUGUAUUUUAAUUGAUUUUUGAGAACUUUUAUGAUUUAAGAUUUUUGGAUACUUAUUUAUACAUAAAUUUUAUAUUGUGUUUGAUGUUAAGCUGUCAUAAAUUAUGUGUGUUGAUACUUGAGUGCAUUUCGUUUGUUGUAAAGGUAAGAUUCUAUUUUGUUUACUGUUGGUCACAGAAAUAAAUGUAAAGUAUCUUGUACUAUUCUAUCAUAAA
This is a messenger RNA of Frankliniella occidentalis (western flower thrips), 2135 nucleotides long. RefSeq names its product 6-phosphogluconate dehydrogenase, decarboxylating (gene Pgd). Gene Ontology annotation, biological process: pentose-phosphate shunt; pentose-phosphate shunt, oxidative branch. Lineage: Eukaryota; Metazoa; Arthropoda; Insecta; Thysanoptera; Thripidae. The record is from RefSeq and is a predicted model, not a curated record. The transcript has 9 exons. The coding region runs from base 165 to 1616 and encodes 483 amino acids. Gene Ontology annotation, cellular component: cytosol. Gene Ontology annotation, molecular function: phosphogluconate dehydrogenase (decarboxylating) activity; NADP binding.